Moneuplotes crassus is the source of this 2180-nucleotide messenger RNA. Lineage: Eukaryota; Ciliophora; Spirotrichea; Euplotida; Euplotidae. The record is from the annotation of a GenBank genome assembly.
UUAUAAAUACCUUGUCAAAAAAAUUCCAGAUGAAAUAGCCACUGGGCUCAUGAUUAUUAAAUCAGCUGAAUCUGAAGUAGACCCUAAAGAAUGAGAGGGUGAAGCAGACCAAGAGGCUCAAGAAACUCCACCAGAGCCUGAAGUGAACAAGAAACAAGAAGGUGAAGGAGAGGGAGAAGGUUAUGAAGAAAAAGAGCAAAAGGACGUGCCUAACCCAUACCUUGAGAAUGUCAAUAAAAUCCCUCCGCUAGAUCCUGAUGUCAAUAAUAUCUUAGAAGAAGAUUUAGUAACCAAGCAUCUUGAGAUAAAGAGUCUAGUCGAGCAUUUCUCUACAAAAAUGUUUGCUUGGAUUAGCGAAAACAAGAAGGAUAUGCUCAAUAAGAUCGUCUUCGAAAAUAGGGAGAUUCUUCUUGAAAACAAAGAUGAUCUCGAUGAAAAGCUCAAGUUCCAGCUCCCAAGAAAAGGAAAGCUCGAAGUUGAAGUAUAUCAGGAAAGAAAGUCCCAGAUCACUGCCCAUAAUAAAAAGUAUGAGAGGCAAAUCAGAAGUUGUCUUGAGUGUCAUAAUAACGCUGAAAAAUGAUAUGAUAAACAGCAGGAUAUGGUCAAAGGAAAUAUCCCUAACUGCAAGAAUCUCGCUGAAUUGCAGGGAACUUCAAGAUGUGAGAGGGAUAGUUUUCUAGCUCAUGCAGAUAAUGACAUCAAACUGAACAACAACAUGCUCAAAUCCUGUGUACUCUUCAACAAGGGUGGCAAUUACUCAGAGCUAGAGAUAAAAUUGUAUGAAGCACAAAUGGAAGAGAUCAACGAGAUGCUCAAAACCUUCAAAGACAAGAAGGAGAAAGAACUCGAAGAGAUCAAGGGCAAGCUCCAACAAAGGUUAUCAGAGACCUAUGAAGAGUUUGAGGGUGAAUAUAAAUCAGGCGUGCCUAAUUUGGUAGCAAAAGAAGGUUUAGGCCAGAAAUUCGGAGCACCAAGAAGAAUCAUACAGGAGAAAAUGAGAGCAGAAAUGGCUAAAUGUGAAUGUAUUGUGCAUUACGCCAAACACUUGAAAUCAGCCAAUGAAAAUAUUAACGAUACCAAGGAUUUCGAAGACGUUGCUGACAUCACUCUUGAUGAAAACCAUGCUACUAUUGACAUAACAGAGGAAGAGCAGAGUACUCUUGAAAACAGAAAGGAAAGCAAGCUUCAGCAUUUAGGCAUUAUAGGCACUACUAAAGAAGAUAUCAAGACAUUUGGCCAAAGUGUAAAAGAAAUCAAAACUAUUGCCAUCGAGAACUGUCAGAAAUUAUACGAAGGAGAGGAUGCUCAAUGGCUUAUCGGUGAUAAGCGUGAACUCUCAAGCUGAAGAAUUUCGAGUGAAAUCUAUCAGGUACUUAAAAGACGCCUUCUCAGAGUACAUCAAAUUAUCUGAGAAGAUUCCCAUGGCUAUAUUCUCGUAUAUCGAAGUGAAAUAUACAAGCAGGAUCACUUCUUCGAUCAGAACAUUGAAAGAGAGUAUAUCAUCUAUGAGAAAAGUGAUAAAGAAUUAAGAGCUAAACAUCUGCUCAGGUUCAGGCCGGAUUUAGCUAAUCCUGUCAAUGCACAGAAGCUUGAUUACCAGAACUCUGAGGCAAAGGAGCGGACUGAAAAGUGUAUGGAUACUGUGGAUGACACACAAGUCAAGCUAGUUGACCUUGAGAUUGACCUUUCAAAUGAGUUUUAUAUUGCAUACUUGAACAACCUCAGGGCAUUGCUUAAACUUCAUAUUGAAUUACCACAAGAGGAAGUAGUGGUCAAGAAGAAGUUAAACAUUAAGGUUUUAACAGCUAAAUAUCAAGGGAAGGAUCUCCUAACCCAACCAACUAGAAAGUGGGAAGGCCUCGGCUUAAACCCAUUCAAGGUUGAUCUUACUAAAUAUGAUACCUUUUACGACUAUGAAAAUCCUGAUUAAGAAAAUAAGGAAGAGCACGAGAAAGAAAAGAAGAAGGAAGCUCCCAAGAAGGGUGAAGUAGUGGUGCUUGAGAUUAAUGAACUUGAAGAAGAAGUUGAAAUUAAGAACACCCCUUAUCACAAGGCUAUUAUCAAGAGUAGAAAUGAGUAUUAUAAAAAAAAUUGAAACUAGGUUUAAGCAGAGCUUUGAUAGGAUAAUGAAAAAAUAUGAUGAUAUUAGAGAGGAAGAGGAUAACUUCAAUUAGUACUGG